AUGGAGCGUGUCGUUUUAAGGUUUCUGUUGGCCUCGGCAGUGAUUUUAACCGCUGCAACGGUGAUUAGUGGCGAGCGAGUCAAUGAAACUUCUGCUACAGCGGAGUUAGUGUGGUCAAAAGGAAAACUGGAGUCUGAUCUCUUGAGCAAGCCUCAGCCGGGAAACAGCGACUAUUUAUCCGCGGGUGCGGAUGUUGACGACCAUGACGGCGGGUUUUCUUCUCUUGAUGGAGUGUUACGAUGGACCAUUGGGCAUUCUGAUCCAGCGAAAUUAAAAGAAAGUGCAGAAGAUGUUCAGAGGUUGUCUGCUAGUGAGUUACAGAAGCGUCAAUUAGAAAUUAAGUUGAUAGAGAAGAUGAACAUGCCAUCCGAUGCACAGUUGAUGCAGAUAGCGAUAGAUGAUUUAAACAAUUCAUCUUCAUCUUUGGAAGAUCGCCAACGUGCGUUGCAGGAACUUCUCAUACUUGUUGAGCCACUUGAUAAUGCAAAUGAUUUGAACAAACUUGGUGGUCUUGCCAUAGUAAUCCAAGAACUUAAUCAUCCUGACCCAGACAUAAGGAGACUUUCUGCAUGGGUUCUUGGAAAAGCUUAUCAAAAUAAUCCAGUUGUUCAAAAACAGAUUUUGGAACUUGGGGCACUGACUAAGCUAAUAAAGAUGGUAAAAUCUAAUUCCAUAGAAGAAGCCAUUAAAGCACUAUAUGCUGUUUCGGCAUUGAUCCGAAACAAUUUAUCUGGUCAGGAGUUGUUUUAUGCUGAAGCUGGGGAUACAAUGCUUCAGGAGAAGCGCUUGAUAGGCAAGUACUUUGAAGAGAUAAGUCAGGAUACAGGAAAAUAUGUUUUUGGUGUUGAUGACACUCUGAAAGCUUUGGAGAUGGGUGCUGUUGAAACUCUAAUUGUGUGGGAAAGUUUGGAUAUUAAUAGGUACCAGUUGAAAAACUCUGCCACUGGUGAGAUUGUCAUAAAACAUCUGAAUAAGGAGCAGGAAACCAACCAGGACAACUUUAGGGAUGCAGAAACCAAAGCUGAACUGGAAGUUCAAGAUAAAAUGCCACUGCUGGAGUGGUUUGCAAAUGAGUACAAGCGUUUUGGUUGCACUCUAGAGUUUGUUACUAACAAAUCACAAGAAGGAUCCCAGUUUUGCAGAGGGAUUGGUGGUAUCCUCCGUUACCAGCUUGAUAUGAGAUCAUUUGAUCUUUCUGAUGGAGAUGUUUAUGAUGAUUCUGAAUAA
Populus trichocarpa (black cottonwood) is the source of this 1227-nucleotide messenger RNA. RefSeq names its product hsp70 nucleotide exchange factor FES1-like. Gene Ontology annotation, cellular component: translation release factor complex; cytosol. The record is from RefSeq and is a predicted model, not a curated record. The transcript is spliced from 6 exons. Gene Ontology annotation, molecular function: translation release factor activity, codon specific; sequence-specific mRNA binding. Lineage: Eukaryota; Viridiplantae; Streptophyta; Magnoliopsida; Malpighiales; Salicaceae. The coding region runs from base 1 to 1227 and encodes 408 amino acids. Gene Ontology annotation, biological process: cytoplasmic translational termination.